Messenger RNA from Labrus bergylta (ballan wrasse), 1826 nucleotides. Its product is annotated as lamina-associated polypeptide 2, isoforms beta/delta/epsilon/gamma. Lineage: Eukaryota; Metazoa; Chordata; Actinopteri; Labriformes; Labridae. The record is from RefSeq and is a predicted model, not a curated record.
AGCGCGCCGAUGUUAAUCUUGGGAGGAGCUAUGAUUGUUGUCUUUUUUGGCAACCAAAUCCGCAGCUGGGCUAAAACGAGACAUAAAAACCUAACGUUACACAGCAACCUCAGCAAAUAAGUCAAGUUCAAAGAAAAUGUCUUCACUAAGCAGUAAAUCUGCGCAGGAACUAACCGACCUACUUGAUGGAUACGGGAUAAAGCACGGGCCUGUCGUCGACUCCACCAGAAGUCUAUAUGAAAGGAAACUGAAAGAGGUAAUGGCCAAAGGGAAAAGAGUGAAACCAUCAUCUGACCAAACCUACUACAGAGAAGAAGAGGAGGAGGUCACCUAUGUUUACAGGACACCGGUGAAGAGCGACGGUUCAGGAGACAGUAGGUCUUACUUAAGGUCAAGACCAGAGUGGACUGCAGGGGAACAUGAAACAUCCUACUCCAGCUACCCGAGGUCACAGCCUGAAUACAGAGGAAGAAGUGACGCCAAUGAACCCUACAUGUACGACACGCCGUCCACCUACAGAUCUUCCUAUUUGAAAGCGACACCCCAGAAAGUGGUUCCUGAAGCCCCGCAGACACCCAAGUCGUCUCGCCUCAUACCACUCUGGGUUCAGUUUGUGUUCUUCCUGGCUGUAGCUGUCUUCCUCUACAUCGUAUUUUCCAGUAUGGAGAUGAAUGAACCCCUCAAAGGAAUCAAAUAACUUUUGUUUUACUGUGCUCACUUAGUUGAGCUGUUUCACUUUAUUAUGCAUUUUAAUAUGAGGAAUGUAUUUUGAUGACUACCCUUAUUUUACAGAUUGGUGGUUUUAUGGUAUUUCAGAUAUUUGUAUUCAUUUUAAUUGCAGUAAAUUAGCUUGCUUUGGCUUUAAGGUAAAAAAACAUGUUUGCCUCUCACACAUCUUCAGUGCAGCUACACUAACCUUCACAAGACAUAUCCCUGAAAAGAGAGCACAAACUGCUUCUGCCCCUCUCCUGGAGAGCUGCUUUUUAUAUCGAUCCAGAUUGUUUCAGGGUAUUCUGUUCAACGCUUUGAAGCUCUUCCCUGCACAGCAGUCUUUUUUUUUUUUUUUGGCUUGCAGCGCUGAAUAUGCCAAGAAAUUCAAUUUAAGACACCCAACUCCCUCCAACUAUGAUCCACAAUAACUGUGACAGAUCUUGCCACCAACAGUUUCAGUGUAUGGUUUAAUCAGCGGUCCAACAUUUAGAAAGCCAUAAGGUUUUGUUGGCACAUUGAGCGUCACAAACUGCAAAGCGAAUAUUAGUCUUCUCCUUUGUAUUGCAGAGAACUUCAACCAAUAAUAUCUGCUGUUAAGCCACAGCAGCUAACAGUGACUCUAGGUGCAUAUGAGGAGCACUCUUGUGUUAUUAACCCAUGUAAUACUAUUGUGGGAAAGCAAUAUACUGUAAUUUUACACUAAAAUGAUUUUGUACAUUUUUCUUUAUAGUUUUAAUUUGAGGAGAGAAUUUCGCAUUUUCCUUUAAGCUACUUUUGAUUGCUCUAAUAAACAUUGAACUGAAGUGAUCCCAUCUGAAAACAAACUCUUAAGUUGUGUUACAAUGUGUAUGAUACAAUCUGCAGUUCACUAUCAAAGAUGUUCCAACAGCAUCCCAGACCUUUUUUUUCUGGUUUAUUGUACUUGCUAAUAAGGGUAUAUUAUUCUGUGUAUAUUGUUAACAUAAUUUUCCACUAAACUCUUGAAGUUCAUACUAAGUUGAGCGACAACAAUGCUUCCUACUGUCAGUUGAACAGAAAUACUGCUGAGGCAUCCUGUGGACUCUGAUGUUGUGAUCUGUUUGCUACUUCAACAUGUUAAAGAGCUUGUAUAUAUA